UUUCUUUAAGUUUAAGGAAGAAGUUUGUUGAAAUACUUUUUAUUUUUUAGAAUUGAGCUGUGUAUCUUUUAUGUCUUUGAGUUUAUUUAUUUUUAUUAAAAAAAAAAAAAUAUGUUAAUAUUUAAAAAACAUUUUUUACGAGAAAUUGUCGAAUCUUAAAACGAUGGAAAAGCUUUCAUGCAGUAGAUCGUUUAUUACCUCAGAUAAAGAGGAAACGAUGAACAACAUGGCACCCGAUGAAAUACUUUUUAGUAGUAAUGACUUUUUAAAAAAUGAUUCUUCUUACUGUGAUAAAUGUAAUUUUACAAAAGUAAAAUCUGUUGUUUUCUGCAAGGAGUGUGGGGAUAUGUUUUUGUGUGGAGAAUGUAAUAAAAAAGUUCAUUCUGGAGCCAAAGUUAAACAUUCAUUUGAAAAUCUUCCAUCCCUUAAAGAACCUUUAAAGUCAGAAAAUAAAAAUGGAAAAGUUUUUGAAUCAAAUUCAUUCAAAAAUGCUGCUAAACUUAAUGUUACAAAUGAAGGCAAUAGCCAGAGUUUUCUUCUUAUUGAUGGCAGUGAAGUUAUAAAGACUACAGAAACUCAUUUCCUGCAAAAUCUUCAAUGUGAAGAUAAUCCUCGUGUAAAAGUUGUUUCUAUUUUUGGUAAUACUGGUGAUGGCAAAUCUCACACCUUAAAUCAUACAUUUUUUAAUGGUGCUGAUGUUUUUGAUACAUCUUCUUCUCAAAAAUCUUGUACAGUUGGUGUGUGGGCUGCAUAUGAUAAAAAUAACAAAGUUUUGAUUCUUGAUACUGAAGGUUUACUUGGAGUAUCUGAAAAUUCAAAUAAGCGGAUGCGACUUUUGUUGAAAGUUUUGGCUGUAUCUGAUGUUGUAAUUUAUAGAACAAGAGCUGAAAGGCUUCAUAGUGAUAUGUUUUUAUUUCUUGGUGAUGCCUCAGAAGCUUAUUUGAAAUAUUUUGCAAGUGACUUAAAAUCUGUAAAGAAGCGAGGAAAAAUGGAUGAUACUCCUCUCUGUAAUUUAGGACCCACAAUAAUUAUUUUUCAAGAGACGCACUACACUUUACCACUUGGUUUUGAUAAUAGUAUUAACUCAUUUUCAAAACAUAACAAUCAAACUCCCGAAGAUAUAUUGAGAGAAAACUUUGCAAAUAUUAAACGAAGUCCAUCUGCAUUCAGCUCAAUUAGUUAUGUUGGUACUAAAACUCAAGCUCAACCAACAAAUUUUUCAACUCUUUUCAAAGAAGUUCAAAAACAUUUAAAUAAUAGUUCAGUGAGGUCACCGAGACCAAUAUCUGUUAUUUACAAUGCAUUGGUGAAACUGAACAAAAAGUUUGGUGAUGAUAUCAAUUGUAUUAUUCCAAAUAGUUUUCCUGAUGAGUAUUUUACAUGUACUUCUGUUUGUCAAUCGUGCAAAUUACGAUGUGAGCUAAGUAUGAAUCAUGAAGAAGAUAAAAUUCCACACCAUACAUCUCAGCGUUGUAUAUAUCAAGCACAGUUUGAAAAUAAAGUUUAUGUCUGCAAGAUAUGUCAUGAAAAAGGGUUGGAUUGUAUGGUUUGUCCUAAAACAACAGAAAAUCAAGAUUCCCCAUUAAUUGGAUUAGCAAAGUAUGCAUGGUCUGGAUAUGUGUUAGAAUGUCCCCAAUGUGGUGUGAUAUACCGAAGCAGACAGUAUUGGUAUGGAAAUCGUGAUCCUGUAGAGAAUUCUGUUCGAACUGAAAUCAAGCAUGUUUGGCCUGGUUCAUGUCUCCCUCAUAAUCAUCAAAAUGCUGCAAGAAGAUUUUUGGAUGGCAUGAAUGUUUUUGCCUCAGCUAUUACUGACAUGAGUGCAAAGCCAGCUAAAGCUGUUACAAAUUGGAUAACUGAUAAAGUUGCUCCUUCAUAUUGGACACCAAACUAUUUAAUUUUAGAAUGCAAAACAUGUGGUCAUGAUUUUGAUGAUAUUGAAAAAAAACACCAUUGCAGAGCAUGUGGUUUUGGUUUUUGUGAUAACUGUACUCAACAUCGGAUUCCAUGUAAAGAUAGAGGCUGGGGUGAGACUCCAGUUCGUGUUUGUGGGCCCUGUUUUCAGAAGUCUGGUUUAGAUGAUCAAGCUAAUGCGAAAGGUGAAAAUAUUGACUUAAGUGAACUGCUUGAAGCAAUUGACGAUGAUCCUAUGUUGGAAACUGGAGAUAUGGUGUCUGUGAAAACCAGCAAUAAUAUUCCUGUCCGGCAUCCUCCUGAUAUUGUUACAACACGAAAAGUUACUGAAACUGUCCAAUCAACUUUAUCAUAUUUGACCAGCACGCUUGAAUUACCACUAGAAUAUAUUGUUGAUUCAGCAAGACCUUACUAUUGGGUACCUGAUUCAGAUAUAAUAGAAUGUUCACUCUGCAAACAACCAUUUACGAAUAAUCAGUCAAAACAUCAUUGUAGAAGUUGCGGGAAAGGAUUUUGUGACGAUUGUUCUAAAAACAGACUUCCUGUACCUAGUCGAGGUUGGAAUUACCCUUGUAGAGUUUGUGAUACAUGUUCAUUAAAAAAGGGCCCACUGUAAAUAUUGUUUAAUUUUAAAGAUUUGAUUUUUAAUACUUUA
Molecule: messenger RNA, 2566 nt
Organism: Hydra vulgaris (swiftwater hydra)
Lineage: Eukaryota; Metazoa; Cnidaria; Hydrozoa; Anthoathecata; Hydridae
Product: zinc finger FYVE domain-containing protein 1
Biological process (GO): lipid droplet formation
Cellular component (GO): lipid droplet
Molecular function (GO): phosphatidylinositol-3,4-bisphosphate binding; 1-phosphatidylinositol binding; phosphatidylinositol-3-phosphate binding
Source: RefSeq, a predicted model, not a curated record